Molecule: messenger RNA, 784 nt
Organism: Aaosphaeria arxii CBS 175.79
Lineage: Eukaryota; Fungi; Ascomycota; Dothideomycetes; Pleosporales
Exons: 1
Coding region: 91-600 (169 amino acids)
Source: RefSeq, a predicted model, not a curated record
GAUGGAUAUCUCUCAUGAUUGUCAGCCGAGCAAGCUAGCCAGCCGUAUCUUGUUAGGCCACCUAUUUUCAAUGCGAAUAUCCAACUCCGUAUGGGUAGGUCUCUAAUGGGCAAUAUCCUCCCAAAAAGAUUCACCAUCAAUCAAUCAAUCAUUGUAAACCCGCCUCAGCCGAGGAAGGCCUCGGCUGCGUAUUGGUUCAACCACAAUUUCUCAACGUCUGGACAUGACUACGGGUCGCAUCAGAAUCCGUGCGCAAUUUUGAUCUGUAGCAGCCUCACGGAUGCCUCAGUCCCGACCUCUACCCCCGACACUUUGGCCCCUGGUCAUCUGGAACUCUCCGCAUCCGGUAGUAAUCUUCACUCCAUCACUCAUCCAGAAGUCCAAAACAUCAAAAAGCCAGUGCCUCAGCUGCCUCAAACCUCUCGAGCUACAGACUGUCGGAUCGAACCGACGUCACCCCCCACAACAAACCCCAUCCUGCAUAUCCCCGAAGAUCCAAACUUCAUCGUACGACAAAGUUUCCUUCAGACUCUGUCAUGCAUGCCCCCGGAUGUUCACUAUCUGAGGCAGCGAGGCUUGACCGAUUGUAUGAGCCUAUGAGCCUAAGGCGGCGAGCAAUUUUAAGCUUAAUCCCUCGCUGAAAACAAUAUGGUCUGAUGUUGUUUUGCGACAGUAGCUGUAGUACCUGGUUUGGACGUGCCGGAGGCGUUCAAGCAAAGGAACGGGUGGAGCCUCCAUGCGGUUUACAGAUGUCGUGGAAUGGAAAUCCUAAAACAAUGGCCUG